UUUGAUCAUAUUAGUUGCGUUGCGCAUGCUCUGUGUUGUGGCGGGGAAUGCUAUGAAAUUGAAAGGAAAUGUGUUUCGAAGAGUUCACAUAUUAUGUUACUGAUCAUCAUCAUCGGAAAACGCGAAUAACUUGUCAAUGCACUCUGUCCCAAGUUUUAUGGCAGUGCACAUGUUCAACAUAAAAAAAGUGUGCCUGAGCUUCACAUAGCUAACAAGAGCAUUAGUUUCCAAGAAGCUUUAGUAUUAUUAGAACGUGUAACAGAAACACAUGGCAAAUGGACUGAACUGAAAUAUGCACCACUCCACACAAGCAAUAAAGCCUACAAAACAAAGUUGCAGCAGGAAGGCAAGAAACUCUAACUGGUCCUUGGUGAUGGUUCAGUGAAACAUAAUUCUUAUUAGCAACAACCAUAUAUUACAUAAAGUAAUGAUAGUUUGCCACAAGGGAAAUCUUCAUUUGCUUGCAUUUCUGAAGAUAAGAAAGAAGCAAGGCUCUGCAUUGACCACGCUUGGGUGACACACGGCUACCUCCUGUGCCAUGAUGACCCACCUCAGUGUUGGUGCUGCACCCAGCUGACAGUGGCCCGUAUCUUGAUACAUGGAUGUCACUCAUUCAUAGCAGUGAGAGGUCAGUGGUUCAGGAAGCAUACAGAAGUCCAUAGCACUGUAGGAAAAUCCAAGUGACAAAUGUACACUAACCACAGCACAUGGGGAAAUGGCGUAGCAGUAUGUGUAUACACACCCACAACUGCAAAAGGGUUUGGCAUGGUCCAAGAGAUGAAUAAAUAUUCACAAACUAAAGACCUGAGCAGUCCCUCAGAAGACAGUGGAUGUGCAGAAGUUACUGGUUGUUCCUCAGAGGAUUUUUCAAGAACCUCAUUUGAUCGUUCCAUUAGAAACCCAUUCUAUAUCAGCUAUGUGGACAGACUGAGAUAUCCAUUAUGCAGUCCUUCUCUUUUCAAAAGCACUGGAAAAACGAGAGCUGAUGUCAACAGAGAAACUGGUAUAUCAUCAUUGAUAUCCUGUGAUUUUGAUGAAAGUGAGAGCGUAAUUUUUGAUGAAACAUUGGAUCCUGAGACUGAAAAAGCAGCUCAAGAAGCCAUUUCAAAGUUUUUUGAAGAUGAAUCUAAAGAUCUCUUUGUCACACCUGACAAAGUGGUAAAUUCAUUUUUAUUAAAUCCAGAAGAGGAGCGGAAUGAUGAUGAUAUUUCUUUGCCAUAUACCUGUGACCCAUCAACUCUUCAGCAUGAUAUUAAUCUUAGUACCACUUGGGCACAAACAAACAUCACAUUCCCUCCAAAUCUACCUGAGGAAGUUGAGGCAGCCUUAGCUUCAUACAGAAAGCAAGAUGAAAAUGAGCUUCUGAAGUUAGCUACAUGCAGAGUAUGUGAUACAGAAUGUGGGAGACACUCACAAGGUACUCAGACUGAUGACCAGGAAAUGAAUCUCAGAAGUGUUAAAACACUUGAAAGUAGUUCUCAGACAGUUCUGAGCCUCUCGAAAAGACUGCCAGAAGCAAUGGAAGCCCUAUUAUCUACGUAUGAAACGUUCAUUGAGGAAAUCUGCACUGAUAUAAGGAUGUCUAUGAUGAAACGUCAACUGUUCAGUGAACAUUGUGCUUCAUCUCCGCAGUUACAUAGUAGCAGUCCUCUGUCAAUGUUAAAUGAUACUAGUCCUCCACAGAGUGGGUCAUCAUUUACACCUCAGUGUGCUGCUGUCAGGUUAAGACACCAUGGGUCCCCAAUGGGUGACAUUUUAUCACCCACAGGUGUGUCACCUAUUGCAAGACCUUCAAGGGCAAACAGAUUUCUAUCAAAAUUGGAUUUUGUUAAUUGUCAGUUUGAGAGAGCAUCGUCAAUGUCUCCUCCAGCAUUCUUGCGACUGAAAGGUUCAGUUUUUCCUAUGUCAGAAGAAGAUGAAAACUCACAAAGGAACUAAGAAGCCACUUGUAAUGCAUGUUGUGAAAAUAGGAAUUGAUCUAUUUUUGCUGUUCAUUGUAAUGCAUUUUUAAUCAUGUGCCAUCUUUGUGGAGUGUUUAUGGAAUUAGUAUUUAAUGGUGUACACUAGUUUUAAAAUUUUAAACUUGCCUAACAAUUGGGUUGUAAUAGAAAAUGGCAUUGAAACUGUUAUAUGUGGGGUACUCUGCAGCUUGUAAGUAUUUGUUAAAAGGUAUCAUGCUGUGCACUAUGAGCUCCAUAAAAAAAAGCCAGACCAGUAUUAAUGCACCAUCACCAGUGGCAUCCACCCAAAUUCCAGUCUGACAAUUAAGUAUUUGUAAAUGCAGUUGAUGAUGCACAGCAAAAUGUCUUUUAACAGAAACUUACAGUAUAUUACAAUCGGCAAUUAUUUUUAAAUCAAGUUAUACAAGAAAUUCUAGAAUGACUGAUACAUGAAUUUCAAAGGAAAUGUGGUGAAUAUUGUGAAAUGACUAUUUCCAUUUAUUGGAACUGCUACUGUGCAUUGAGUUGGAAUAUCAAGAAGUUCUAGCUAUAUUUGAUAUUUGGAACUGAAACAAUGCUUGUUGAAUAUUGGCACUAUUUAUAUUUGCGAGAAUUGUUGUAAUAAUAUAGUUCACAGUUCAGUGUCGGAAGCAUUUUACACUUUGGAUGCAGUGCCAGUUUAUAUUUUAAAGUUCUGAUUUAGUAAAUCAUGUAAUGAAUUUUAUAGUACUGAAAAUGAAU
Schistocerca nitens (vagrant locust) is the source of this 2681-nucleotide messenger RNA. RefSeq lists its product as uncharacterized. The record is from RefSeq and is a predicted model, not a curated record. The transcript is spliced from 14 exons. Bases 688 to 1938 code for a protein of 416 amino acids. Lineage: Eukaryota; Metazoa; Arthropoda; Insecta; Orthoptera; Acrididae.